Molecule: messenger RNA, 4178 nt
Organism: Symsagittifera roscoffensis
Lineage: Eukaryota; Metazoa; Xenacoelomorpha; Acoela; Convolutidae
Product: beta-mannosidase-like
Exons: 6
Coding region: 1386-4142 (918 amino acids)
Biological process (GO): glycoprotein catabolic process
Molecular function (GO): beta-mannosidase activity
Source: RefSeq, a predicted model, not a curated record
UUAAAGAUGCAAAAUGGAAAUGGAUCAGAUUCACGACUGUUUUGCCCACCACUCAGAACAAUGGGUGUAUCUUAACAAGGGCCAGAAUUUUGCUGCUUUUCUCUGUCCAUCUCACGAAAUAGUGUACAGUUUUGUCAUUCGGAAGAAUGGCCAACUUACGUACAUGCGACAACGUAUGGCGUUCUGUGAAGAAGUUUUACUUCGAAUCUUUCCAGAAAUCGUCAGGUUCGAGCCAGAUAAUUUUAAAAUCGCGAAAACGAAUUCUAUAACUAAUUUGGACUCUGUGCUGCAACUCCUGGAAAGUAAAAGUAGUGCGACGAUUACAAACAGAAAAGAGUUUGCUGUCAAUAUCAACCUGAGUACUUGCGUUUACCGAAAAACAGUUGAGCUGCGGCCAUUUGAAUGUGUCUCAGCGAAAUCAUCAGUUUUCUCCGUGGAACUGAAACCGAAAUGUGGAUUAUUCAACAUUGAAGUUGAUGAUAAUUUUCCGGAGCUCAGCUCUUUGACAAGACAUAAGCUGCUUCUAUUCAAUCGUAUGAAAGGUCAUGAUAUCAAAAUAGACUACUUAUAUGAUCCGGCGGAAUUGUUUUCAGGCGAUUCUCAAACACAAGUUGAUUGUGUAUCAAAUCUGAUGAAGCAUGGAUCGAAAUAUUUGAAGCUUUAUUUUAACUCGUGCAGAAUGGAUAUAGAUUCACUUCAAGAUGAGAUGACAAAUGACUCUUCGUUUAGAUUUUCAAUCAGCGACCUGUCAAUUCUUAUUGCUGAAGCUCUAAGAAACUCUGGCGUUUUGAAUCUGCUCAGAAAAUGGCAGAUUAUGGGGACGAUUUCUGUGAGUAAAGUUAGAGACAUUUUAAAAGGAGACCCAUUUCUAGUGGAAAGUCUUGAACACUCAUCUGUUGACUAUGGUUGCUUCAAGACGUUAAUAAAAAAGCUUGAAUUAGUGAAUUUGGAGAAGAAAUCUGAUAUGGUUAGUUUCGUGAAAUCUUUGGAUUCUGCUGAUUACGUCCGUUUGUAUCUGCUUGGAGCCUCGGGAGCAGACGUCUCGGUGUUUCUCAGUUUUAUAAAUAGUCGUGACUGUGUUAGUCAAGUUAUCAGUGAUGAUAUUUCGAAGUCCAGAAAUAUCGCUAUGAUUGAACUGAAAGGGUCAAAGCUGUUGUACUCUUGUAAUCUGAUCGAUGUUGAUUUCAAAGGAGCCAAGAAUAUCGAGAAGCAGUUCAAUGAGCUUGAAGGUGCCGCAAAAUACUGGAGGCGUGUAUAAUUACACGCAUUGUAAAUAUAAACUCGGCUUAAGUAUUAUAUCUCGAGUUCGAGACUGCAAAUUCGAACUGUAAGUUGAAUUUUCCUCUCAACUAGCUGAAGGAAAACAGCGGAGUCUAUUUUGGUCGAUGGAUCUCCCUAGGACUUGUCUCAUUUUGGCUUGCCUCUGUUUUUGGCUAGUUGAGUGUGUUGAGCAUUACUUGAUGCAAAGCUGGAAUCUGUAUCGGUCUGAUAACCCUAAAGAAGUUUAUACGAACAUUACAAUUCCCACAUACGUGCAUCUAGAGCUUCUUUCACGUGAUAUUAUUGAUGAUCCUUAUUUUGGAUUCAACGAUUUGAACUACAGGUGGAUUCCGGAAUCAAACUGGACGUUCUGGUUGGAGUUUGAUGUUGGUUUUGGCACCGAAGCUGAUGAUAACAAUUUGUUCUUGGUCUUUGAGGGAAUUGACACCGUUGCAUCUGUGACCUUGAAUGGAAUUUCAUUAGGAGCAACAGACAACCAGUUUCGUUCAUGGGUGUUUCCUGUUGAUUCUCUGAGUAGUUCGGGUAAUCUUCUAAGUGUCGAAAUAGCUUCUCCUGUUGACUAUGGAGCUAUACGUGCUAAGCAGUAUCCCUAUCUAGUUCCGCAAGUGUGUCCCGUUGAAAGCUACAGAGGCUUUUGUUACUUCAACUUCAUCAGAAAAGAUGCAUCUUCAUUCAGCUGGGACUGGGGACCUGGAUUUGCUCCUCAGGGUUUGUGGAAGCCUGUAUACGUUCGAGUUGUUUCCAAAAAAGACAUGCCAAUCAAAGGUGUGUCUAUCAAUCUCUUCAAGAGUGCUUCUCGAUGGACUGUCAACACUUCUGUAUUUUCUCUGAACACCUCGUUUCCUGGGUCCUUCAUUAAACAUUGCAGUGACAGCCUGCUAAUUACAUUUUCAAUUAAUGCUCUCGAUUUACAGAUGCAAAGCAAAGCGGCUUGGUCCUCGGAUGGAAAUAGAAUGACAGCUAGUUUCUUUGUUCCGGAAGAACUUCCUGUCAAACUCUGGUGGCCGAACGGUUUCGGAAUGUCAAAUAUGUACAAUGCUACUUUUGAGUUGUCUUGUCCUGCCUACAAAAGCAGCUUUUAUACUACAAAAAUUGGCUUCCGAGAAGUUGAAUUGGUCCAGGACCCAAUAUUCGCUCAAAAUAGUACUCAAGCCGGGAAUUCAUUCUACUUCAAAAUAAACGGAGUCCCGAUAUUUGCCAAGGGCACGAACUGGAUUCCACCAGAUGCUUUCCAGACCAGAGUGUCGAAAGAGAAGUUGCGGUAUCUGCUGAACUCUGUUAAAAUUGCAAACAUGAACAUGCUUCGGGUUUGGGGUGGAGGAGUCUAUGAAUCGGAUGAGUUCUACGAUAUAACUGACGAACUUGGUAUAAUGGUGUGGCAAGACAUGAUGUUUGCCUGUUCUCUCUACCCCGUGGACGACCUUUUUCUAUACAAUGUAGAAAUGGAAGUGAAAGAGCAAAUAUACAGACUCCGAGGUCAUCCGAGUGUGGUGAUCUGGGCUGGAAACAACGAGAAUGAAGCUGCGUUGUCACAAAACUGGUGGUCGGUUCCAGAAUCCAGUCUUCCUCAGUUCAAGGCAGACUACGUAAAAUUGUACGUGCACACAAUACAAAAUGUUGUAACAGACAUCGAUAACUAUCGGCCGUAUAUUACUUCUAGUCCAUCCAAUGGCAUAGAGUCGAUCGCAGAAGGUUACGUAAGUUCAAAUCCUUAUUCGGAUUUCUACGGUGAUACACAUUUCUACGACUACAACACAGAUUGCUUCGAACUGAGUCAUUACCCGAUCACGAGGUUUGCUUCGGAGUAUGGUUUCCAAUCAUGGCCUUUUUAUUCUACCAUCAAAAAAGCAUCCUCGGAACAAGAAGUGCAACUUGACAGCACGUGGUUUAAUGAAAGAAACCACCAUCCAAGUGGAAAUGAAGAGAUCUUGAGUAACAUGAAUCGUCAUUUUGGAUACAAAUUCCCGACACUGUCUAAUACCAGCACAGAUUUUGAUUGGUUUGCAUAUCUCAGUCAGCUUGAAAAUGCACUCUGUAUAAAGACAGAAACGGAGCAUUACUUGAAGUAUCAAAAUGUUAUUGAUGCUUCUGGACGAGGGAACACUAUGGGCGCAAUGUACUGGCAGCUGAAUGAUAUCUGGCAAGCACCCACCUGGGCGUCCAUAGACUACUAUGGCAAGUGGAAGAUACUCCACAACUACGCAUUCCUCUUCUUCGAAUCAGUUCACGUGUUCGCACAGUAUGAUCUCACAAGCAAGGAUGUGUCGGUUUUUGUGUCUUCUAAUUUGAGAGAAUCUUUUGAAGCGGAAUUGCAUGUUUUGCUUCUCAGUGUGAAGUCGGGUAAACAGGUGAAAUCAUCUUCGAGUUAUCACAAUAUUUCUUCUAACUCUGCUUCGUGGCUUGGCCAGAUUGAGGUUUCAGAGUUCACAGAGGGCACUGAAUGCGCAUCUGAAACGCUUUUCUGUUAUAUAUACCUUCAACUUCUUCGAGAUUCUCAAGUUAUUACAACGAAUGAAGUAUAUUUCGAAGGAUUUGAUAACAAAUCGACGUUGCCAUGUGCAACUGUAGAAUUAGAAGGAUACAAUUUGAAUAGUUCAGAUGGCAUGGUUGCUAAUGUUUCUGUUCAGUUACGGGUCUCGAAAGUGGCGCUUUUCUUCUGGAUCGAUCAUGAACCAAAGUUCAUCGGUCUCUGGAUUGAUAAUGGAAGACAUCUGGCUGAUAAUUACGAAAGAAAACCAUCCGAUGAAGUCUUAGUGUCACGAGAAUUCAUUUUCUACAAACCCGUUGUUGCAGAUAAAGUGUCUGAAUUUAUAUCUGGUCUUAAAUUUUUCUAUUUGAAUAGUCACCCAAAUUGUAUCUAGCUUAAAAUUUUUAUAAUUAAAUGAAGAUGAAAUCUG